CAUGCUGACUUUGUAUUACGUGAGCGCAACCUUUUUGCAGUCAUGGCGUAUCAAUAAGAUAUGCCAGAAGAUUGGCGAACAAUUGUCUCAACAGGCCACCAUUGCCUUUUAUGUUUUGCCUCAAAAUCGAGAUGAUGGUUUCUAUUCACGCUUGGCCACUUCGGAGCUGUGUCAGAAUCGUCAAAUAGCCCGAGUUACGGAAAUCCUUUGGUUGCACGACAACAAUCGUGGCUGUUGCCUUAUGCCAUUACAAUCCAUACCCACCUCGGCUUGGAUAACAUUUCCCGAUGCACCCGGUCUGCGACCAUUUCAUUUCGGCAAAUCGCCUGAAUCAUUGCAGCGUAGCUUAAGUUCACAUCGUCAUCAUCAUAAUCGAGAUGAUGGUGGUUUGAUACGUCUUUUAUUAGAAACGGAAACAACACCAUGCUAUGAAGAUCGUGUGUGGCAACAAGAUGUAGUUAGGAUUGAAAAUUAUGGUAAGCUGAUUGCCUGGAAAAUAGACUCCCACCUUGCGGUGCUCAUUGAAACUGAUAUUGAGCACUUCACCAAAUUAUUAAUAGAUACAUUUUUACAAAACAAUUUAUUUAUCAAUGAUCAUCUGCCUCUAUUAAGGAUUGAGUCUGUACGCAAUGAUGGUGCUCCCCAGCCUUAUUCUCUGCUGUGUAGUCAUUUACGUAAACCCGCCCGCAGCGUCGAAGAAUGUAAACCCGAAGAAUGGUCGAAACAUUUAGAGGAUUUGCGAGCUGUUAGCGUUCUGGCCAAUCAGGCCAUUGAAUAUACUUCGAGUAAAAAUAAAACGGAACAUAAAUCACCCGGUUCGUCGAGUAGUGCUAUUAAACCAGAUCUGAUACCUCAGGAGAAGCGUAGUGGCGAAAGUGGAGUUCGGAGUAAGGAGCAACAAAAAGAAUCACCCAAAAAAUUGGAAAAUGUGGAAAAAUCGAAAAAAGAAAUGUCACAAAAGCAAGUUCCACCAGGGGAUGGUGGUGUUGUCAAGCCCUCCAGUACUGGUGCUGCAGCGGAUAAGGAAAAUCUAUCAACCAAAGGCUCAUCAGAGAAAUUUAUUAACAAUGAAAAAGUGUCUCAAAAUGAAGCUAAGCCAAAAGUUGCUACUCCACCACAGGCAAGUAGAAAAUCGACUACUGAGCCAGUGGAAAAACAACAACAAGCCAGUCCCAGUAAGUUAAGGGCCAAACCAACGGAGAUUAAGAAACCCGGUGUGCCAGAUGCAGGGCGCUUUAAAACAGCCAAGACUUCCUCGGAGGCCUUAAUUGAAGCCGAAACUAAAAAGUCAAGUGAAUUAGAGAAAAUUGCCGCCUCUAAAGCUGCAGAACGUUCUCAAUCUAAAUCACCUUCAAAACCAGUCGAAGAGAAUACAUCAAAGGAAUCUCCAAAGAGUCGUCGUAACAAGGAUUCUCCUAAAAAAACAAUUGAAAAAUCUUCCGAACUUUCCAAGGAUGGAAUGUCAUCAACACCCAAAAAGUCUGAAACUUCAAAGACAACGGCUUCACUGCCCAAAAUAGAUAUUGCCAAAACAACAGCAACUGCAACCGACCAAGAAACCACAAAAUCGAUAAACACAAUUGCUGCUGCUUCAGCUGUGCCAUCAUCGGUGACGGCAGCAGCAAUUGCCUCGGCUUCACCCAUUAAGGACAAUGCCAAAAGACCCAGUUUAAAACGACACAAGGACAGCAUCAAAGAGUGUAAACCCUUAAAUGUUUUGGUUUAUGCCGAAACGGCAACGGCUAGAGAAAGUGCCAUCAAUAUUUUAAAGGAAAUUUUAGCCGAAAACACUUACACUAUUUACCCCAUGACACAACAGCAAGUCGAACAGAAACAUUGGCUCAACAGUACCGCUUUAUUGGUGGUAUGCGGUUCAGUGGCCAAUGCAAUGGGCGAAUUGUUUGUUGAUUAUUUUUUGCAUGGUGGCAAAGUGCUGUCAUUGUGUUCGGAUGUCUUGCACUUUAUAUUGCCAACAUAUCGUACAGCUGAGGUUCGCGAACAUGAAUUAGUACAAUUCUCCUAUGACAAAUGGCAAAAGGUCAAAAUGAUGCAUCACAUAUUCUGUUAUCAGCCAUCGCCGGUUAAGAAAAACUUUUCCACUGACAGCGAUGAUUCAGCAUAUGGUACAAAUCGUAAACCAGCUCUAGUGUGUCCACCAAGGUCCAUUGAACUCAAGGAUUUGAAGGGUCAUCUACACCAAUUGGAUGUCAAUGUUUUGGGUACCGAAGAAACAUGGAAUACGCCUAGUUUAUUAUUGGCCAAGAAUCAGAAAAGCGGUGGAUCUGCUGUAUUUUCACAGGUCCAUUUGGAAAUAAAUCCCAGUGAAUUUGAAUCGGAUGAAUCAAAAUAUGCCAUACUAAAAGCCAACGAUAAAAUACGCCAUGAAAUAUUUUCCGAUUUACUUCACAAUCAUUUAAGUUUAAAUGUGAAAACGGAAAAGGCUGGUGCCGCUGAUGUUGCAUCCGGACCAAAAUGUGUAUUCAAAAAAGCCUACUUUUUGGGCAAGCACGAGGCUAAAUUUGAAUUACUGGGAAAGUUGAAGGAUAAAUGCGGCAACGAUAAUGCAAUAACCACACCAAAUUUAAUGAUGAAAUUUUGCGGUCCAGAUGAUAAACUGCCAAAUGUUAAUUCCAAUAUACUUCCCAUACUUAUACAUUCCUGUCCAGAGGAUUUUUCCACUGUUGAAUAUUUUGAUAAUCUCAAGACCCUUUAUGUGGGUCGUUUAGUUAUAUAUGCACCAGUUGUUAGCAGUUCCCAGCAUGUUAUUACCGAUCUGGAAUUGAGUAAUGGUAUUGCGGUUAUUCCGCGACAACAAACAUCCGGUGUGGGUCGCAGUAAUAAUCAGUGGUUAAGUCCUUUAGGCUGUGCCAUGUUUUCCAUACAAUUGCAUAUAUCUUUGGACAGUCCAUUGGGCAGACGUUUACCCUUGCUGCAGCAUAUUAUUGGUGCCGCCAUGGUUAAUGUUUUGAAAGGUCACGAACAAUAUAAGGUUCUCAAUAUUGGUUUGAAAUGGCCAAAUGAUGCCUAUGCCAAUGGUGCUACCAAAAUUGGUGGUCUUGUCGUCAAAACAACAUUAAUGGGUACAAAUGCUAUUGUCAAUAUAGGAUGUGGUAUCAAUUUAGAUAACGGCAAGCCGACAAUUUGUAUAAACGAUAUGAUUCGGGAAUAUAAUCGUGGAAAUCAAAAACAACUUCCUUUACUGAAAUAUGAACAAUUUUUGGCAUUGACUUUUAAUGAAAUUGAGAAAUUUGUCGAACUGGUACAGCAGGGAGAUUUCGAAAAGUUCUAUAAAAUUUACUAUGAAUUGUGGUUGCAUGGCGACCAAUCCGUAACAAUUUGUGAUCAAGAUGGUUCCAAAAAGGAGGCCAAAGUAAUUGGCAUUGACGAGUUUGGCUAUUUGGAGGUUCAGCUUGCCAAUGGCACCAAAGAAGUCGUCAUACCCGAUGGCAAUAGUUUUGAUAUGUUGCAAGGUUUAAUAGUACCUAAAUAUAAUUAA
Molecule: messenger RNA, 3496 nt
Organism: Musca vetustissima
Lineage: Eukaryota; Metazoa; Arthropoda; Insecta; Diptera; Muscidae
Gene: Hcs
Exons: 14
Coding region: 2-3496 (1164 amino acids)
Biological process (GO): protein modification process
Cellular component (GO): cytoplasm
Molecular function (GO): biotin--[biotin carboxyl-carrier protein] ligase activity
Source: RefSeq, a predicted model, not a curated record